This is a messenger RNA of Labrus bergylta (ballan wrasse), 2868 nucleotides long. Its product is annotated as polyserase-2. Gene Ontology annotation, biological process: proteolysis. Gene Ontology annotation, molecular function: serine-type endopeptidase activity. The record is from RefSeq and is a predicted model, not a curated record. Lineage: Eukaryota; Metazoa; Chordata; Actinopteri; Labriformes; Labridae.
UGCCAGAGCAGACUCAGAUAUUAUGGACUUCCAGUUAUGGCUCUCCACAAAGUGAUCUGUGCGGCAACCCUGCUGACUUUCUUCAAUCAAGAGUGUCUCGGACAGCUUGAUGUGUGUGGGAAACCGCCACUCAACAACAGGAUUGUUGGAGGACAGGUGGCUCCUCAAGGCAGCUGGCCAUGGCAGGUCAGUCUGCACCGAUCUGGGUUUCACUUCUGUGGAGGGUCCCUCAUUAACAACCAGUGGGUGAUGUCUGCUGCUCACUGCUUCCAACGCACUGCUGCCAGCAGUCUGCUGGUGUAUCUGGGCCGACAGAGUCAGGAGGGAACCAACUCCAACGAAGUGUCCAGGUCGGUAAUGGAAAUCAUUGUCCACCCUGACUACAACGCUGUUACUAGUGACAACGACAUCGCACUCCUGAAACUGUCCUCAACUGUGACUUUCACCAACUUCAUCCUGCCCGUGUGCCUGGCGGCCCCGGGCAGCACCUUCUUCAGCGGCAUCGACGCCUGGGUUACCGGCUGGGGCACCAUUGGAAGUGGAGUGCCCCUUCCUUCCCCUCAAAACCUUAUGGAGGUGGAGGUGCCAAUAGUGGGCAACAGAAGAUGUAACUGUAACUAUGGAGUGGGUAGUAUCACAGACAACAUGAUCUGCGCCGGGUUAGAGGCUGGAGGAAGGGACUCCUGUCAGGGGGAUUCAGGAGGUCCGCUGGUGAGCAAGCAGAACGGCGUCUGGAUCUUAGAGGGGGUUGUAAGUUUUGGAGCUGGAUGUGCUCUGCCUAAUUUUCCAGGAGUAUACACCCGAGUGUCCCAGUACCAGUUGUGGAUCAACAGUCACAUCACCAGCAACCAGCCGGGCUACAUCGUCUUCACAUCCACUGGGACUAACAGUGACCUGAGUGUCACCUGUCCUGGCCUGCCACCAGCACCAACCACUAUCCCUCCCGUAGCCCCUGUGGUCUGUGGUCAAGCUUCGUUGAAUUCUCGUAUAAUGGGAGGUAGCUCAGUCACACAGGCUGGUGUGUGGCCGUGGAUGGCGAGCCUGCAGAAGAAUGGAAGCCAUGUGUGUGGUGGGACUUUGGUUGCCUUGGAUUCUGUGUUGAGCAACGCCAACUGCUUCUCAAGUUCCCCCACGCCAUCUGAAUGGACCGUCGUUUUGGGUCGUUUGAAACAGAAUGGAUCCAACCCUUUUGAGGUGACACUGAAUGUGACAAAUAUCACCCUGAGCAACCUCAGUGGGUCAAAUGUAGCAGUGCUGCAACUGUCAACCAAACCCACCCUGUCAGUCUAUAUCCAGCCCAUCUGUCUGGACAACGGACAGACCUUCUCAGAGGGCUCAACCUGCUGGGCUGCCGGCUGGAGCUCUGGCCGUGGUGGGGAGGAACAAGUUCUGCAGGAAUUACAGACCUCAAUCGUGAAUUGUGGAAACACGUCAUCAAGUGACACGAUUUGUACAGCAUCACUCACACUGGAGCAGGGGGAUUCUGGCGGUCCUCUCAUGUGUAAGCUGGAUGGGUCCUGGUUCCAGGCGUCCGUGUUGUCAUUUGAAAAUAACUCAAGCACCCGAGGUCGAGUAGUGAAAGCAGAUCUAAUGGUCUUUACCAAACUGAGCACCUUUCAGGCAUUCUUGACAUCGACGAUAGGAACGUUCUUAUCUCCAGCUUCCAACAGCACCACAGCUUCCAACAGCACUACAGCUUCCCCCAGCAUGACAACUGCCAGCGGUGUGGAUUGCCCCGCUCACUCGUCCCUCUUCGUCCUUUUGCAUCUCCUCGUCUUAUCAGUGUGUCUCCAACUCUUGGCAUAGAAACCUCCCACUCGUAAAAGGGAUUUACAUGAUGUGACUCGCACAGAUGAAUGUAAGCAAACUUGAAUUUGAGAGACAUUUGUUCGCAUAAAACUGCAUGACGUUUUUUUUGUAUGUACUAUGUACUGUGAUUGGUACAAAGCUAAUGUUUGGUUUAAUGUUUGCCAAAGGUAAUUGGCAGGGGCAAACUGAGGAAGUUAAAACUAUAUUAUUAUUUUAUUAUCUAGAAAAAUCUGUGUUUCUAUGUUGAGGGAGAUUUAAAGUCAUCUUUGAAUUACUAUAGUUUUAAAUAUGAAUUUACUCUUGACUGUAUAUCAGAAGUUAGCAUGUUUUUAAGCCGGGGUUCUUAGAACGCCAUUUUGGUGGUUUUUGGAGAGUGACAAUAGGAAAAACAGUUUGAGUCUGAGAGGACUGAGUGGUUAGCAAAUGCUAAGCUAUCAGGUUAGCUUGGAUGGCUUAAAGAUGUAAAUCACAGAAGAUAUAAGUGACUAAAAUAUAUUCUGGGUUCAUGGGAAAUUAGAACAAAAUGUAUUUGACAAUGACAUGAACAGCAGACUCUUCAGGGGUUCUUCGUGCAGUAAGAACAUUACUGCACUGGUUGUCAUGGUGAUUACUUAAUCAUAAUUUAGCAAUGCCCUAAAAAUACCCUGUUCCAAGUUGUUUUUAAUCCAAACAGCACCAUUAUUUAAAUGAACAUCAUGAUAUGUUGAAGAAGACCUGAAACUCUGAUAAUGAAACCAGGAGCUCAUCAGGAAAAUGUUUACUAUAGCCGUACAUUUAUGAAGAAUUUUUUUCUCACAUAUAUUUUGUUUACAAAUGGGCUUGGAGUCACUCCCUGCUGGACUUCUGCAAAGGCGUAAUUCUGCAUCAAGACUUAAGUUCACUUCUUAUAUAUAGAAGAUGGAAAGCACUUCAGGAAAGCACUUCUACUACUUAUAGUACUACUUUAUUUCUCUAUAGCCUGCGAGAAAACGUGAUUCAUCCUGGUCACUGUUCUCACUGGCUUGACUUUCUUUUGUUUCUAGAGAGGAGAUUAUCGGUGCUGGCUUCUCUGAGUCUUGA